Pygoscelis adeliae (Adelie penguin) is the source of this 384-nucleotide messenger RNA. RefSeq names its product phorbol-12-myristate-13-acetate-induced protein 1 (gene PMAIP1). NCBI's taxonomy places the organism in Eukaryota, Metazoa, Chordata, Aves, Sphenisciformes, Spheniscidae. The record is from RefSeq and is a predicted model, not a curated record. Gene Ontology annotation, biological process: release of cytochrome c from mitochondria; DNA damage response; apoptotic process. The transcript is spliced from 3 exons. Bases 1 to 384 code for a protein of 127 amino acids.
AUGCCCCGGCGCGUGUCAGCCAGCGACACGCCAUGCAGGCACUGCGCUGCCACGGGGAGGAGCGAGCAGGAGGAGGGCAGCCCUAAGUCAGAAAUGGCAUAUGAUAUGGGCCAGCUUGUUUCCCUGUGGCUUGUUCGAGGCCAAGAGCGGGAGGUGGUGGCGGAGUGCGCCCUGCAGCUGCGCAGGAUAGGCGACAAGUGGCCCCUGCGGCAGAAGAUCCUGAACCUCCUCACGAAGCUAUUCUGCCCGGAAACAAUGAUGAAGCCGCUGCAGCACGUCCAGUGGAUUGUGAUGCAUUAUGGCUAUCUCACUGAAGGCUUAUUACCCUUGGCUGGCUUCAGAGGAGCUGAAUUAAGCACGCUGAUCGCCAUCAAGGCAAACUAA